UAUAUAUGUACUAAGAAAAGGAAAGCAGCGGAGAGAAGGGGAAACACGACACCCAUGGAAAGACCUCAGCGCUAAACGACCGGCACCCUGACGCAGCUCCCACUUCUCUUCCGCCAUUCCCUUUCUCUCCCCUCUCCGAUGCUUUCCGUAGUGUUAUAUCCACCGGCUCCCACCCUUCUCCAAGAACUGGCUCUCCAUUCUCUUCUUUCAGGGUUUCUUGGAGCGUUUCUUUGCUGCUUCGUCUCGCCCUAGGCCGGGCCUCCCUUCUCCCAUCUUUGCGUUCUCCGAUUUCGCGACGGACGGUUCGUCUGGAUUCCAACUUUUCUUUCCGCCGGCCGUGAUUGAUCUGAAUCGGUCGUGGACUCAAUUGGGCGCACGUAGAUUGAGACCGAGCCGCAGGAGUGGUCAAUCUGUUAUCUUUUCGGCUUGGUACGGCGCUGGCAUUCGUGAUUAAGAGCGAUGGAUUUGGCGGCCAGUUGCAGGAAUCUUGACAAUGUAGACAAGAUUUAGACAACACAUGCAACGCUUUGUUUGGCUCUCUCAGUGUCAAAACUUCACAAUGAUCAAGUGGCUGUUAAGGAGACAACUGCAAUAUGCGUCACAAUUGAAUAUAGCAAGUCUUGUAUUGAACUUUGGCUUGCAUGAAGCAAGUUGGUUAUUCCUACCUUGUAAAUGGAAUGGUGGCUCAAAGUUUGAUUGUGUCUGGCUAGUUGAAGUUUCUCAAAAUUGUCAAUGAGCUGCUGAUUUCUAUGAGUCUGGAUAAAUUGGUAUGCUUCAGAAUAAAAGAGCUUAAAGAUGUCCUGACUCAACUUGGUCUGGCAAAACAAGGGAAGAAGCAGGAACUUGUGGACAGGAUUUUAGCAUUACUUUCUGACGAACAAGUUUCAAAAUCGCAUGGUUGGACAACGAAGAUUUCUGUUGGAAAAGAACAAGUUGCAAAAAUUAUUGACGACACUUACAGAAAAGUGCGUGCUCCUGGGGCUACUGAUUUAGCACCGAGAAACCAGAGUGGCUCAGUAAAUAAUGUGGAACCUAAAAAGGAAGUGAAUGAUCAUCCCAAGUUGGAUAUGAAGGUUCGUUGCCCUUGUAGUAACUCCUUGCUCAUGGAGUCAAUGAUUAAGUGUGAAGAAUCUCGAUGCCAAGUCUGGCAACAUCUCAAUUGUGUCAUUAUACCUGAAAAUCCUAUGGAGGGUGCUCUGCCUGAAAUUCCACCCCAUUUUUAUUGCGAAAUAUGCCGAAUCAACAGAGCAGACCCAUUUUGGUUGACAAUCGCGCAUCCAUUGCUUCCUGUGAAGUUGGCUUCUUCUAGUGUUGCUGAUGAUGGAACAAAUGCAGUGCAGAGCGAUGACAUGACAUUUAUACUGUCAAGAGCUGACAGGGAUAUGUUACAGAGAACAGAAUUUGAUCUUCAGAUCUGGUGUAUUCUUCUUAAUGAUAAAGUUCCUUUCAGGAUGCAGUGGCCACUAUAUGCAGAUUUGCGAGUUAAUGGUAUUCUAGUCCGAACAACUAAUAGAACAGGCUCACAACAGUUAGGAAUUAAUGGGCGGGAUGAUGGUCCAGUUAUCACCACAUUCUGCAGGGAAGGAACAAACGAGAUUUGUUUAUCAAGAUGUGAUGCUCGCAUAUUCUGUUUAGGCAUUAGAAUUGCCAGACGACGGACAAUUCAAGAGGUUCUCAAUCUGGUGCCAAAGGAAGAAGAUGGUGAACAAUUUGGGGACGCCCUUGCCCGUGUUUGCCGUUGUGUUGGUGGUGGAACUGCUACAGACGAUGCAGAUAGUGACAGAGACAUCGAAGUGGUGGCAGAUUCUGUCACUGUUGAUCUCCGUUGUCCUAUGACUCAGUCUAGAAUGAAGAUUGCUGGUAGAUUCAGACCUUGUGCUCACAUGGGAUGUUUUGAUCUAGAAAGUUUUGUGGAGCUUAAUCAACGUUCUCGGAAGUGGCAAUGUCCAAUUUGCCUGAGGAAUUACUCUCUGGAAAACAUCAUAAUGGAUCCAUAUUUCAACCACAUCACUUAUUUGAUGCGAAAUUGUGGAGAAGAUGUAAAUGAAAUUGAUGUGAAACUUGAUGGUUCUUGGCGUGUGAAAAAUGUAGGUGAACAUAAGGAUCUUGGAAAGUGGCAUUUACCUGAUGGUAGUCUGUAUGUGGCAAACAAUGUGGAAGUUAAGCCUGACGUGGACAUCAUGAAGCAGAUUAAAACGGAAGGUUUUUCUGAAGGGCAUAAUAGUCUAAAACUAGGAAUCAAGAAAAAUCACAAUGGAAUAUGGGAGGUUAGCAAGCCUGAAGAUAUUGGGCAUCCAUCGUCUGAAAAUCAUGUACUGGAAAAUUUUGAAAACCAUUGCCAAGAUGUCAUCCCCAUGAGCGGCAGUCCAACUGGAAGUUACCGAGAUGGGGAAGAUCCAAGUGCUAAUCAAGAGGGUAGGGGGCAUUAUGAUUUCUCUGUGAAUAAUGGUCAUGAACUUGAUUGUCUUUCUGUGGACAUUGACCCAACUUUCAUUAUUGAGGAUAAAAUUUUUUCAGCACCAUUAAAUGAUGCAAACAUCAUUGUCCUCAGUGAUUCUGAUGAAGAUAAUGUUACUCUGAUUUCUUCCAGAACUGCCUAUGAUACUGGUCCAGCUGAUGAUACUAGGAUAUCUUUUCCUAUCAGCCAUCCUGGAGCUCCAGGAACAAACUCUGAAGAACUGGGUCUCAGGACCAGUGGUACUUCAGGCCUUGGUUUUUUUAACAAUGACAAUGAUGAUUUUGGAUUGCCACUAUGGCCAUUGCAGUCAUGUCCACAGACUGGUCCUGGCUUCCAACUAUUUGGUACUGAUUCCAAUGUCUCAGAUGCUUUAGUUGAUGUGCAACAACAUUCUCGUGGCUGCUCAUCACUUAAUGAGUAUGAUUUGGCAUCAGGUGGUGGUUUAGGGGAAACUUCACAAGCCCAUGUCCUUUCUACUGGUCAUUCUUAUGCCGAAGUAAAUGGGGGCCUGGUUGAUAAUCCUUUGGCAAUUGGUGACAAUGAUCCCUCUCUGCAAAUUUAUCUUCCAAGCCAGCCAACUGUUGUUGCAGAGCAGGCGGAGACAAGCAAUCAUGGAAAGAUGGUUAAUGGUGUCCAUUCUGAUGAUUGGAUAUCUCUUACGCUUGGUGAUGCAAAUGGAGGUGAUGUGGACCCUGCUUCAACAAAUGAGUUUUGCUCGACACAGCAGGAGAGUGGGAUAAACUCAUUAGCCAAUGCUGCUUCGAUGCUUCAAAGCAUGGAUGAUGGCAGAGUCAAUAAAACCUCAAGUAGACAAAGGUCUUAUGGUCCUUUCUCACCUCCUCGCCAACCGCGUUCAGUUCGGCCAAGGCUGUAUCUAUCAAUAGAUACAGAUUCAGACUAGUUGCUGGACUGAUUUUGGGGUAGUGGCUCUUUUAUGGACAAAAGAGAACUACACCCACCUUGACAUGCUGCUUGCAAUGAGUCUGGUGAUUGCUACUUAACCCAUUCUUGUGUAAUUAAGGGGCAGAAAAGUGGCCGUCUUAUCACCAGAGGAGUGGGUUAAUUUGACAUGUGUACUUCAAGAUUGCAUUGGACAUACUAGAAAUGCAUGUCUGAUGGUGAGCUUAAGAUUUGAGCUUGCUUGCACUGUUUUGUGCCUUUGUUUUGAUGGCUUCUCUAGUGAUCUUUCCAUUUUGGCCAGGUUGGUGUAAAAGUUUUAUGUAAUUUGCAGGCCUCAGCAUGCUUCUCUGCAUCAGUAUGCAGAAUAGAGGCUAAAGGUGACUACAAGUGGAGCCUUUGCUGAGGCAUGAGCAUUAUCAAUGGGAAGGCCUGUCAUGUCCCUAUUUGGAUUCAGUCUCUGUAAUUUCAUAUGCAUAAGAGUUCCAUCAGUAAUUGAAGAAAGUAUGGCCUCCGUUUAGUAGCUAAAGAACUAAUGAUCAGAUGAAGGCAGCAUUAACUAUUUUACCAUGAUUGGUACAUGACAUGCACGAGUUGGUGGACACAUUCAAGUAGUAUGCUGGAGCAUAUCAUGCCCGUGUAAUUUAAGUGAAAGUCUGUUACAGUUCUAUCUUUGAUGUGAUCAGAGCUCAGCAAAUCAAUGUUGUCAAACUGAUCUUUUGGCCUGAUGUCUUGAUGAUUAGAUAUUCUGCUGCUACAUGUCGAGACAGCAUAUGUACAUGCUGGUUUUCAACUUUUCGUUUAUGCUCUUGUUGAUGAAAUAAUUUUGUGCUGUAGUCAACCAGAGUUCUCAUUUUAAUGUGUCUGAGAUCUUAUAGGUUUUCUUCUUCUUAAUUCCAAACUAUAUGUUCACAGAAGCGUGAACGCCCUGUUAUGUUGAUCCCAGAAGUUGAGACACCAAAUUAGUGGUGAUGGUGAAGAUACUGAAUCAGAACAUCAACUCUUCUCUUCGUGGCUGUGCAGGUGUAGUGGCAAAUAUGUCUACAAAAACAUGUGGAAGUUACAUUUAUUUUGUUCAACACUGUUACGUAUGCAGAAGCUUAUAAAAGCUGUAUCUUGCAUGAAGAGGCAUCUGAGCUUCCCCCGGAAGAGGGUGGACUUGUCUUUGGUGCAAUUGCUAUCUGAGCUGCCCCUGGAAGAGCGUGGAAGUUACCUAGUCUUGGGUGCAAUUACUAUUUGGACUGGAGAAAUUUAAGGCAUCAUUAUAAAUGCAUUAAAAUGCUAAAUGAUCCAUUAUUUUCGUAUCUAAAAGCAGUGCAUACCAGUGAAAAUCUGGAGUUGAUGUGUUAGAAGGAAGAGCAGUGCUAUGCAUGGUAGCUCGGAAAAGUCACUUGAAGUCAAUUGCCUUUCAGCAUUUACGUUGUUUCAUAUUGCAGAUACAAAGGGAGCAACAAGAUUGCAACGCACUGAGAGCAUUUUUGAGUUGAGAAAUUUUUUUUUUGCUUUUUUUGUUAAAGGAUAUUGCUUAUGCAAAUUCUGUUGGCUAAGUCUCUAGUAUCAUUCAUAUC
Molecule: messenger RNA, 4923 nt
Organism: Phoenix dactylifera (date palm)
Lineage: Eukaryota; Viridiplantae; Streptophyta; Magnoliopsida; Arecales; Arecaceae
Product: E3 SUMO-protein ligase SIZ1-like
Biological process (GO): protein sumoylation
Cellular component (GO): chromatin
Molecular function (GO): SUMO ligase activity; zinc ion binding
Source: RefSeq, a predicted model, not a curated record